Messenger RNA from Arvicola amphibius (Eurasian water vole), 6574 nucleotides. It is a transcript of the gene Per1, whose product is annotated as period circadian regulator 1. Gene Ontology annotation, biological process: negative regulation of transcription by RNA polymerase II; entrainment of circadian clock by photoperiod; circadian regulation of gene expression. The record is from RefSeq and is a predicted model, not a curated record. Gene Ontology annotation, cellular component: cytoplasm; nucleus. The transcript is spliced from 23 exons. The coding region runs from base 2140 to 6024 and encodes 1294 amino acids. Gene Ontology annotation, molecular function: transcription corepressor binding; transcription cis-regulatory region binding. Lineage: Eukaryota; Metazoa; Chordata; Mammalia; Rodentia; Cricetidae.
GUCGAAGUGUUUUGUUUUUUUGUUUUGUUUUGUUUUUGUUCUUCCUGUGAAGAUGUGCUCGGCCAAAAGGGGUGUCGAUGGCGUGGUAUAUGUGUGCGAUUGUGCAAAGGCGUGUUCGCUGCAGUAGGAGUGUUUGAUGGUUGUGGGCUGCAAACUCAGCUCCAGGGGAACGUCAGUGGGAGGUACCAGUAUCAGAUGUCUCACCUCUCCAGGGUCCCCGGACCCCACUGCCUAGCGCGGAAUGUUCAGAAACCCUCAACCUCCCGAGCGAGCUGAGGCGCCUGUCUUAGGAAGCCUGAGAGCUGUUUAAGGUUGGGUGGGCUCCUCUGGGAAGAGGCAGGGAGUCGGAGCCUGGAGAAAGGCCCUGCCUGGUAGGGCAGGUGGGAGCGUGGGGUGGUGACCUGAGAAAGGUUGCUGUGCCGAUUUGUGUGACUCGGAGACUGUCGCAUCACGACUCUGGGUUACUGUUUCAUGCAGAAAGGACAGCGUCGGGGUCUCAGAGACCUGCUUGCAAACAGAAAUGGGCUAGCAGUUUGUUGGUUUUGAAAGAAGAUAGGGUAGAGAGCUUCUGUAUCACCGGCUUGCCCACUCCUCUCGAGCUGCUAGAUGUGAGGAGGCACCAAAAAAGCUGCUCUAGUGUCUAGACAGUCAGGCCUGGGGGAGGUGGGCGAGGGAGGAAGUGAGGUUCCUAGGAAAGCACUGUGGCAGGAGACUUCUCGAAUGAUCUCUAUGUUUUUGAGCAUUGAAAAAAAUGAACCGCGGUGGUGUGUGUAGAGUAGAAACAAUGCCUUGAGAUCAGGCUGAGAGAGAAGAGGGAGCUGGAUGCAGCUUGUGUUCUAGGCACCAAACUCAGAAGCAGGGGACUGUUUGAGAGGUCCUGGCUUGACAGUGCUGGAGUGCAGAGUAGAGGCUCGUUGACUUCACAGGGUGGAAGGCAGAGGACAAGCCAUCAUCAGAGCUUGAACCUCAGGCUCCAUUAUUAGGAAACUAAGAACAUUUUAUGAAGCAGAAAAUUAAGGCAAGUGAAGCACCUACUAAGUCUGAGCUGUCCCUCUGAAAUGAGGGUGAUAUUGACCGUCAGUUGUUCAGGGCUUAAAAAAGAACAGUAUAUGUAAAGUACUUAGUCUAUCGCUUGGGUCAUUUAAAAUACAAAGUAUAAGAUAACAAAACGAUAGUAAUAGGGAUUUAUGUGAAUGUUGUGGCUCGGAAUGACCAUCAUCUUCUGUUUUUCUGCAAGUUUUGAUGACUCCUCUUUUUCCUCUUCCUGACUUUUCUGGUCUGCAGGCAGCAGCCCAAAUUCCAUCAUUCCUCCCUGUAUUCCUCUCCCAAGAUCUGGGCUACAGACAGAGGCUACUUACUCUGUCCCAGUUUGACUUCCUCAUCCUAGAUCCAGCUCCCCCGACCCCCUCCCACCUGUGCUGUGUUGUGAUAGUAACUAGAAAUUCCGCCUCUGAAAGGGGCCCCUCUAGGAAGGAGCAAAGGUGCGCGUUCCCUCGCUGAACCUGGGCUUCCGAUUUACCCGCGGUGGCUCUUUGGUACCUGGCCAGCAGCUGUGUACAUUUGGUGAAGGGGAAAAGCCAAGGCCAGGAGCUGUAAGAGCCAGCUGGGAGCCCAACACAAGUCUCGACAAGAGAGUCAGGCAUGGGGGGUCAGGGAAGGGGGACCCCUUCCUCCUUCCUAACUGUCUCUCCAGGAAUCCCUGGCUUUUGUACGGGACGGCUGUCGUGGGGUUGGGGGAGGCGCCAAGUCUGAGUGCAUGUCCUGGGCCACCAGCCAAGAGAACACGAUGUUCCCUGGUGCGCUGGCCGCCGCCCUCUGGGGCUGGCUCCCUCCCAAACCGCUGCCUCUCCAGUCUCCCUGGCCCACAUUCCCCCGGCUGCCUCGCCCCGCCUCCUUCCUCCGCUUUGACGUCAGCACUGUCUCCCGCCCCCUCUUCUCCAUUGACGGCAGCAGAGCCUGGUUACUGUGGGGACCGCGAGACCUGACAACCUGGGCCUUGGGAUCAGGUGCUGUGAUUAAAUUAGUAAGCCCUCAGAGACAGGCAUCCCACCUCCCUUAUCCAGGCCACAAAAGCCCCGUUGGGCACCCGUGGUGGCCUCUUCACCUUCCCUGUCUUGUCCUCCGCUGCAUGGCCCAGACAUGAGUGGCCCCCUAGAAGGGGCUGAUGGGGGAGGAGACCCCAGGCCCGGAGAACCUUUUUGUCCUGGAGGAGUCCCAUCUCCUGGGAACUCCCAGCACCGGCCUCGCCCAGGGCCCAGCCUGGCUGAUGACACCGAUGCAAACAGCAAUGGCUCGAGUGGCAAUGAAUCCAAUGGACACGAGUCCAGGGGCGCGUCUCAGCGGAGUUCGCAUAGCUCCUCUUCCGGCAAUGGCAAGGACUCAGCCCUGCUGGAGACCACAGAGAGCAGCAAGAGUACAAACUCCCAGAGCCCAUCCCCACCAAGCAGCUCCAUUGCCUAUAGCCUCCUGAGUGCCAGCUCAGAGCAGGACAACCCGUCUACUAGUGGCUGCAGCAGUGAACAGUCAGCUCGGGCCAGGACCCAGAAGGAACUCAUGACCGCACUUCGGGAGCUCAAACUUCGACUGCCUCCGGAACGUCGGGGCAAGGGCCGCUCUGGGACCCUGGCCACACUGCAGUAUGCCUUGGCAUGUGUCAAGCAGGUGCAGGCUAACCAGGAGUAUUAUCAGCAGUGGAGUCUGGAGGAGGGUGAGCCUUGUGCCAUGGACAUGUCUACUUAUACCCUGGAGGAGCUGGAGCAUAUCACAUCUGAAUACACUCUUCGAAACCAAGAUACCUUCUCUGUGGCCGUGUCCUUCCUGACAGGCCGGAUUGUCUAUAUUUCGGAGCAGGCUGCUGUCCUGCUGCGUUGCAAGCGGGAUGUGUUUCGGGGUGCCCGCUUCUCGGAGCUCCUAGCUCCCCAGGAUGUGGGUGUCUUCUAUGGCUCUACUACACCAUCUCGACUGCCCACUUGGGGCACGGGGACCUCUACAGGUUCAGGCCUCAAAGACUUCACCCAGGAAAAGUCUGUCUUCUGCCGAAUCAGAGGCGGUCCUGACCGGGAUCCAGGGCCGCGGUACCAGCCAUUCCGCCUCACCCCAUAUGUGACCAAGAUUCGGGUCUCAGAUGGGGCCCCUGCACAGCCAUGCUGCCUACUCAUUGCGGAGCGCAUCCACUCUGGCUAUGAAGCACCCCGGAUCCCUCCUGACAAGAGGGUCUUUACCACACGACACACACCCAGCUGCCUCUUCCAGGAUGUAGAUGAAAGGGCUGCGCCGCUGCUGGGCUACCUGCCCCAGGAUCUCCUGGGGGCUCCAGUGCUCCUCUUUCUGCAUCCUGAGGACCGACCCCUCAUGCUGGCCAUCCAUAAGAAGAUUCUGCAGCUUGCAGGCCAGCCCUUUGACCACUCUCCUAUUCGCUUCUGUGCUCGGAAUGGGGAAUAUGUCACCAUGGACACCAGCUGGGCCGGCUUCGUACACCCCUGGAGCCGCAAGGUGGCUUUUGUGUUGGGCCGCCAUAAAGUACGCACGGCACCCCUGAACGAGGACGUCUUCACUCCCCCAGCCCCCAGCCCGGCUCUGUCCCUGGACUCCGAUAUACAGGAGCUCUCGGAGCAGAUUCAUCGACUGCUGUUGCAGCCUGUGCACAGCUCCAGCCCCACAGGUCUCUGUGGAGUUGGCCCUCUGAUGUCCCCCGGUCCUCUCCAUAGCCCUGGCUCCUCCAGUGAUAGCAAUGGGGGUGAUGCUGAGGGGCCUGGGCCUCCUGCUCCAGUGACUUUCCAGCAGAUCUGUAAGGACGUGCAUCUGGUGAAACACCAGGGACAACAGCUCUUCAUUGAGUCCCGGGCCAAGCCUCCUCCUCGGACCCGCCUCCUUGGUACAUUCAAGGCCAAAGUCCUUCCCUGCCAGUCCCCAAACCCUGAACUGGAGGUGGCCCCUGCUCCCGACCAAGCCCCACUAGCCUUGGCCCCUGAGGAGCCAGAGAGGAAGGAAGCCUCCAGCUGUUCCUACCAGCAGAUCAAUUGCCUGGACAGCAUCCUCAGGUAUUUGGAGAGCUGCAACAUUCCCAGCACAACAAAGCGUAAAUGUGCCUCCUCCUCUUCCUGCACGGCCUCCUCUGCCUCUGAUGAUGACAAGCAGAGGGCAGGCCCAGUUCCUGUGGGGGCCAAGAAAGAUUCGACGUCAGCAGUGCUGUCUGGGGAGGGGGGCACUCCUCGGAAGGAGCCAGUGGUGGGAGGCACCCUGAGCCCGCUUGCCCUGGCCAAUAAGGCAGAGAGCGUGGCGUCUAUCACCAGCCAGUGCAGCUUCAGCUCCACCAUCGUCCAUGUGGGAGACAAGAAGCCCCCAGAGUCGGACAUCACCAUGAUGGAGGACCUGCCUGGCCUAGCCCCUGGCCCAACCCCUAGCCCAGCCCCCAGCCCCACAGUAGCUCCUGACCCAGCCCCAGAUGCUUACCGCCCAGUGGGUCUGACCAAGGCCGUGCUGUCCCUGCACACACAAAAGGAAGAGCAAGCCUUCCUCAGCCGCUUCAGAGACCUUGGCAGGCUUCGUGGACUUGACAACUCUUCUGUGGCGCCCUCUGCCCCUGGCGAGCGAGGCUGCCACCAUGGCCCCAUGCCCCCUGGUCGCCGACACCACUGCAGAUCUAAAGCAAAACGUUCUCGUCACCACCAGACCCCCCAGCCUGAAACUCCUUGCUAUGUCUCCCAUCCUUCCCCUGUGCCCUCUUCUGGACCCUGGUCACCCCCACCAGCCACUACCCCCUUCCCAGCAGUGGUCCAACCCUACCCACUCCCAGUGUUCUCCCCUCGAGGAGGUCCCCAACCUCUGCCCCCUGCUCCCACAUCUGUGCCCUCUGCUACUUUCCCUUCUCCCUUGGUAACUCCAAUGGUGGCCUUGGUGCUCCCUAACUAUCUAUUCCCUGCCCCACCUAGCUAUCCAUAUGGGGUAUCCCAGGCCCCUGCUGAGGGGCCACCCACUCCUUCCCACUCGCCUUCUCCAUCCCUGCCCCCACUGGACCCUAGCCCCCCGCACCGCCCAGACUCCCCACUGUUCAACUCAAGAUGCAGUUCCCCACUUCAGCUCAAUCUGCUGCAGCUUGAGGAGUCCCCCCGCACUGAGGGGGGUGCUGCUGCAGGGGGCCCUGGAAGCAGUUCUGGGCCCCUCCCUCCCAGUGAGGAAGCUGCUGAGCCAGAGGCCAGACUGGUAACUGAGUCCUCCAAUCAGGACGCGGUAACUGAGUCCUCCAAUCAGGACGCACUUUCAGGCUCCAGUGACCUGCUGGAGUUACUACUACAAGAAGAUUCCCGCUCUGGCACAGGCUCAGCUGCCUCAGGCUCCCUGGGCUCUGGCUUAGGCUCUGGGUCUGGUUCAGGAUCCCACGAAGGGGGGAGCACCUCAGCCAGCAUUACUCGCAGCAGUCAAAGCAGCCACACAAGCAAGUACUUCGGUAGCAUUGACUCUUCAGAGGCUGAGGCCGGUGCAGCUCAGGCCAGGACUGAGCCUGGGGACCAGGUCAUCAAGUAUGUGCUCCAGGAUCCCAUCUGGCUGCUCAUGGCCAAUGCUGACCAGCAUGUCAUGAUGACUUACCAGGUGCCCACCAGGGACACGGCCUCUGUGCUGAAGCAAGACCGGGAGAGGCUCCGGGCCAUGCAGAAGCAACAGCCACGGUUCUCGGAGGAUCAGCGGCGGGAACUGGGUGCUGUGCACUCCUGGGUCCGGAAGGGCCAGCUGCCUCGAGCCCUUGAUGUCAUGGCUUGUGUGGACUGCGGUAACAGCGUUCAAGAUCCUGGCCAUUCUGAUGACCCACUCUACUCAGAACUGGAUGGAUUGGGGCUGGAGCCCAUGGAGGAGGGUGGAGGCGAGGGUGGUGGUGGUGGUGGUGAUGGUGGUGGUGGUGGUGAGGAGGCCCAGACCCAAACUGGGGCUAAGGGCUCAAGCUCUCAGGACUCUGCCAUGGAGGAAGAAGAACAAGGUGGGAACUCAUCCAGUCCAGCUUUACCUGCAGAAGAAAAUGGCACCAGCUAGACUCCAUUUUGGGAGUCACUUACAGCAGUCUAUGAGAGGCUUCCUUUUCAACCAUGUUGGGGUUCUUAGAACUCAAGCUAUGGCUGGACCAACCAAUAGGAAACUGCCCCAGCUUCUCCUCACACAGGGGGCAGGACCCCCACUACCAGUCCAGGACCCAGGAGCUGCCUCUGGCCUCUUAGCAGAGAGCGGAAGUUUUCAGCCCAGUUUGGAGGAUUGUCCGUCCCCACCCUGCUGAGGAGACCUUCCCUCAUCCAGUUCAGGUGGCUGACACGCUGCUGAAUCGGCCUCUUCAAAUCUCAGCUGAGCCUGAGUCCCAGUCAGAGGGUCGGGGCCGCACUUAUUUAUUGGGGGAGACAGCUCACUCUCUUACCUCAUCUCAAGAUGGGAGGAGGGGAGCCUGGGGUCCAUGUAGGACCCAGGGGUUUUGAACCCCUAGCUGCUCCAGGGUAGGGGAGGUUGGUGGACCAUGGAGUCCCUGGUGCUGCCCCUCUGGUGGGACCCAGGUGUUCUCAGCUCUACCCUCUACCAAUGGCAUUUGUGUUUUUGA